This is a messenger RNA of Topomyia yanbarensis, 840 nucleotides long. RefSeq lists its product as uncharacterized. Bases 1 to 840 code for a protein of 279 amino acids. NCBI's taxonomy places the organism in Eukaryota, Metazoa, Arthropoda, Insecta, Diptera, Culicidae. Gene Ontology annotation, cellular component: extracellular matrix. The transcript is spliced from 4 exons. The record is from RefSeq and is a predicted model, not a curated record.
AUGGCUUCGCUCUCUGCUGAACCUGAUCCGUCAUCCAAUAGCAUCGAGGUUUAUUACCAGAAAUUCAUCAAUUCAUCAACGGAUUUGCUAUUUGCUCGCCACCACGGGCUACUGUUAUUACGUCAUUGCCUUCUUUGCCAACACACACCGAUACGAUCCUACCAUUCGGCACAGCAUCGCCGAUCGCCAGUACCUCAGCUCAGCAGCAGCAGCAGCAGUAGCAGCAGCGUCGAACUCCCGCUGCAAUGGGCUCUCUUUCUCUUGCUAUUCGAUUCCAACAAACAAUAUUCAACCAUUCUCGCAUUUGGCAGCGAGGUGCUAUCGGAGUUGGACGUGUGUUUUGCCGCAGUUCGAAAGGUUCGCGAUUCGCGUGCUUUGUUACUUCCUCGCGUUCUGGUGUACUUCGGGAGAUCACCCCGGGCUUCCAGUGGCUAUUUUAACCAAUCACACCACGGAUCCGAAACUACUGACACGGAUUAUUCAACACCAACCUGCAUUUUCCAGAUAUUCGCCAUGUUAGCCUGUUUGCUUAUCGUAGUUUCUGGUGAAUACUACGCACUUGAGGGGCACGAAGAAGUAGUUGAACACGACGCUUAUCCGAAGUACAAGUACGAAUACGGAGUCGAGGAUCACCACACCGGCGAUCACAAAAGUCAGUGGGAACAUCGUGACGGCGAGGUUGUUCUUGGUUCGUACUCCUUAGCUGAGGCCGACGGAACUCAUCGUGUGGUAACCUACAACGCCGACAACCACAACGGAUUCCAGGCUCAAGUGCAGCGAGUGGGACAUGCGCAGCAUCCGCACGGGGAAAGUUACUCGAAUAUCGAACAGGAUCAUUAA